This is a messenger RNA of Exaiptasia diaphana, 2006 nucleotides long. Its product is annotated as probable ATP-dependent DNA helicase RecS. The record is from RefSeq and is a predicted model, not a curated record. The transcript has 2 exons. Bases 150 to 1859 code for a protein of 569 amino acids. Gene Ontology annotation, cellular component: cytoplasm; chromosome; nucleus. Gene Ontology annotation, molecular function: ATP binding; nucleic acid binding; 3'-5' DNA helicase activity. Gene Ontology annotation, biological process: double-strand break repair via homologous recombination. Lineage: Eukaryota; Metazoa; Cnidaria; Anthozoa; Actiniaria; Aiptasiidae.
AGUCCCAGCCCCUUUUCGGUCCGCUCGGUUAACGGGCCUCUCGCGGGGAAAAGGGUCCAGAAGAACUUGCAUGCGCAUGCGCCGCCAUACACCGCAUAUAUACGGUGUGACCCGGUCGCUAAGCUCAGAGAAAACUCAAGAAAACUGUCAUGGCGUCUAACGAAUGGAAUAGCGAGUCUUUGAACAACACAUACGAGUCGAAAUUCGGUUCUGUUUUCGUUGAAGCAGUCAGUCAUGCCAUACGAUCAUCCAAAUACAACUUGAUACCGAAGAUUGAACAAAUGGAGGCGAUGUUUCAGCUCUCAAAGGGCAAUGAUGUAUUCGUUAAAUUGAGUACUGGAUUUGGAAAGUCACUGAUCUACAGCUUAUUUCCUUUUAUUUGCGAUUUCUUUCGUGGAGGGGAUAAAUCCAUAGUAGUCUUGAUUUCCCCUCUCAUCUCACUGAUGGAGGAUCAAAUAAAAUCUUUGAAAGAUAACGGAAUUCCUGCUGCGAAAUUGAGCGAUGCGUUGGACUUCGARAGGUACAAAAUAUUGUUACUUUCACCGGAAAGUUUCGAAUCCAAAGAGGUAAAGGACAAGUUAAAGAAAAUAAAAGAAAAUGUCGUCUGUGUUGCCGUGGAUGAGGCGCACUGCAUCGAACAAUGGGGAAGAGACUUUCGUGGUGCCUAUAACCAGCUAAAUGAGGUCCGAGCCCUCCUGCUACCCAAGGUCCCUAUGAUUGCAUUAACAGCCACAGCUAAUGCAAGAGUUAUGCAAUACAUCAUUAACAAAUUAGAUAUGGAAGGUUGCCAAGUGGUCAAAUCAUCGUCAAAUAGAGCAAACAUUUUCUAUGAAGUGCAACAACUACAUGUAAAGAAAUAUGAUGAUUAUGAUAACUUACUGGAAGAGUGUUUUGGCCGUGUUAUUGACCGUAUACUUCAAGAUGAGGCUAAUGCUGAAAAAACUUUGAUAUUCUGCAAAUCUACAAAUGACUGUGCAACRGUGUUUGAAUAUUUUGAAUGCCGUCUCGGACAGAACAUCAAAGUAAACAAUGAACUGUGUGUAAAUAUGUAUGUAAAAAUAACUGAURAGGAGACAAAGAAAAAUAUUGUACACAGCAUUACUAAUUCUGAAGGAUCACUACGUGUUGUAAUUUGCUCAUCUGCUUUUGGCAUGGGUGUGGACUGUCCAGAUGUUAGAGAAAUAAUACAUUUCUUUUCUCCAUCUUCAUUAAUGCAAUAUUGUCAAGAAUCUGGUCGAGCUGGAAGAGAUGGUCAACCAUCAAAAGCAACUCUGUUAUUCUCUGGGCGUGAAUUUGGACAUUAUAAAGCUCAGUUAACAAAGUCAUCUGCCUCGCGAGUUCAGUUUAACGAGCUUGAAAUUAUGAAAGAUUACUGUCAAAAUGAAACAAUGUGUAGAAGAUUUGUGCUCCUUAAGUAUUUGGAUAGUGUGGCAGAAGCCAAGAAGUCCUGUAAUUCAGUCAAGCAUCAGUGUUGUGACAUUUGUGCUAUUACUUGUAAAUGUUUGUCAUGUGCAUGUAGUACCUUGACUUUACAAGCUGGAAUUUCUGAGUAUGAACAUGUAGCUUUGAAUGAAGCUGAUGCAACAGCAGAUACUUUGCAAGUACGCUUUUCUGAUGAGAACAAAGAUKUUAUUGUCAAAAGCCUUCAUAAAUACCAACAAUCACUUGGAAGUAAUUCAACAGACAGUAUUUUUAGUAGAGAUAGCACAACAGGAUUUACUGAUGUGGUCAUUGACCAAGUUAUACAACAUUGUGAACAAUUAUUUACUGUAGAAGAUGUUUAUAAAUAUGUUGAUGUAUGGUUUGAGGAGCAUGCCAUGGCCAUCUUAGAUGUUUUAAGCAAGUGUAGUGUCACAUAACAAGUCAAGAAUCAGUGUACAUUAGAGGAAAUUUACUGCCAAACCUAUGAAAGUAAGCCCUUGAUAGUUUCUCAACAUUCCAUUGUGGGAUGACUUCACAAUUGACUAUUAUUUUUAAUUAGUAUAAUUUUUUAACUUUUCAUUUUU